This is a messenger RNA of Penicillium waksmanii, 1344 nucleotides long. RefSeq names its product rRNA-processing protein SOF1. Bases 1 to 1344 code for a protein of 447 amino acids. Gene Ontology annotation, cellular component: small-subunit processome; nucleolus. Gene Ontology annotation, biological process: maturation of SSU-rRNA from tricistronic rRNA transcript (SSU-rRNA, 5.8S rRNA, LSU-rRNA). The record is from RefSeq and is a predicted model, not a curated record. The transcript has 3 exons. Gene Ontology annotation, molecular function: protein binding. NCBI's taxonomy places the organism in Eukaryota, Fungi, Ascomycota, Eurotiomycetes, Eurotiales, Aspergillaceae.
AUGAAAAUCAAAGCUCUUUCUCGCUCUACGGAGUCGCAGCAGGCCCCCGGGUCUGGCGUCGUCCGCCAGUCGCGCAAUCUCGACCCAUCUCAACAUCCAUUCGAGCGUGCUCGCGAGUACACUCGUGCUCUGAAUGCGAUUAAGAUGCAGCGCAUGUUUGCCGCGCCGUUCUUGUGUCAAAUGGGUGAUGGUCAUGUGGAUGGAGUGUACAGCAUGGCGAAGGAUCCUGGCUCGCUGGAGCGAUUUGCCAGUGGCAGUGGUGACGGCAUGGUGAAGGUGUGGGAUUUGACUACUCGCGGAGAAGUUUGGGAGACCCAGGCGCACGAGAACAUGGUGAAGGGUGUCUGUUGGACCCCGGACAGGAAGCUUCUAUCUUGCGCAAGCGAUAAGACGAUCAAACUAUGGGACCCGUACAAUUCUUCACCGGAUGCACCUCCCAUGACCAGCUAUCUGGGCACUGGUGCCUUUAACAGUGUCUCGCACCACCGAAGCGAUCCAGCCUUUGCCGCUGCCUCAAACAUGAUCUCCAUCUACGACCUUUCUCGGCCCUCGUCCUCGCCAUCGCAGACUAUGCACUGGCCUACUAGCGUUGAUACAAUUACCUCGCUUGCAUUCAACCAAACCGAAACUUCGAUUCUUGGAUCUACUGCCCUUGACCGUUCAGUCAUCCUGUACGAUUUGCGGACAUCUUCGCCAGUGCAAAAGAUGGUCCUCAAGCUGGCCUCGAACGCCAUUGCUUGGAACCCAAUGGAGGCUUUCAACUUUGCUGUGGCCAAUGAGGACCAUAAUGCUUAUAUCUUCGAUAUGAGAAAGACCGACCGCGCUCUGAACGUCCUGAAAGAUCAUGUGGCUGCUGUCAUGGAUAUCGAGUUUAGCCCGACAGGUGAAGAAUUGGUUACUGCAUCUUACGACAAGACCAUCCGUCUCUGGGACAGAGCACGGGGACAUUCUCGUGACAUUUAUCACACUGGGCGGAUGCAACGUGUUUUCUCGGCCAAAUUUACACCGGAUAGUAAAUAUGUGCUGUCUGGAUCCGACGAUGGUAACGUUCGUCUCUGGCGUGCCAAGGCCUCUGACCGCAGCGGGAUCAAGAGUGCUCGUCAACGUACCAAGCUCGAGUACGACCAGGCCCUCAUCAAGCGAUACUCCCACAUGCCCGAAAUCCGUCGCAUCAAGCGGCAACGUCACUUGCCCAAGCCUAUUAAGAAGGCUGGUGAGAUCAAGCGUGAGGAGCUUAGUGCUAUUAAGAGACGCGAGGAAAACGUGCGCAAGCACACCAGCAAGGCCAAUCUGAAGUCGAGGACGAACGAGCGCGAGAAGAUGAUUCUUGCUCGCGAGCAAUAA